Molecule: messenger RNA, 411 nt
Organism: Penicillium mononematosum
Lineage: Eukaryota; Fungi; Ascomycota; Eurotiomycetes; Eurotiales; Aspergillaceae
Exons: 5
Coding region: 1-411 (136 amino acids)
Source: RefSeq, a predicted model, not a curated record
AUGGAGUACAAAGCCAUGGACUCCAUGGAGUCCACGUGGGACCCAAAUAUCGAUCCCGCUUUGGAUCCCCAGCUUGGUCUGGUUAAUGUUCCAACCCCAGUGCAAACUCAGCCUGGCGAUGCCUCAAAGGCCCAGCCCGGUAUUGCGACUGCUUUGACUGACAAAUUGUUGUGGCCUCUCAACGCCAAGCUUUGUGACUGCCCUGAGCAUUCUGAAACUACCUCGCCAGCCGAGCAUGCUCUUCUAUUCAUUCCGGACAGUGCGAAGCGUUGCCAUUACUGCCCAUGGAAGACUGAGAGAGUGGCAAAGGUGGGAAACCCGGCACCAAUAUUGCGUCGCCACGACAGCGACAGCUAUCCCGGUAUUUCCGUAGGCCCGCUACGUGCGUCUUUGAAGACAGAGUACGAAUGA